This is a messenger RNA of Vombatus ursinus (common wombat), 2254 nucleotides long. RefSeq names its product neuroglobin (gene NGB). The record is from RefSeq and is a predicted model, not a curated record. Lineage: Eukaryota; Metazoa; Chordata; Mammalia; Diprotodontia; Vombatidae. Gene Ontology annotation, molecular function: oxygen binding; heme binding. The transcript has 4 exons. The coding region runs from base 547 to 1017 and encodes 156 amino acids.
AGGUGUCCCCUGCAGUGCCUGAUGUGGGCGGUGGGCAUCGAGGCAGGCAGGACCAGGGGGUCAGCAGAACCUGGGAGCUGCUGGGGUCAGAGCACCAGAGGGAGACAGGAAGUCAUCUUCAGCCAAUAACAGGGAGCAGUUGUUAGAAGUGGGGAGGCUGCCCCUCAUCCCCGAGCGCAUCCGGCAAGGCGCGGGAUGGAGCGCCUCUCUCACUCUCUCUUGGCCUCCAGGAGCUCAGGCUCGGGAAGCUGGGCUAUUUAAACCAAACCAAGUGAAGCCAGGAGGCAGGAUCUUGCAGGCUCUGGCGGUGGGUGGGAUUGCACGUGCUGUGGAAGUGUCCAGGCUUUCGGGGCAGAGGCGACUGGCGGUCACCUGGGGCGGGGAGGAUCCAAGCAGCUCUCAGAGCGCUUGGAGAUCGCUCCCCGCGCCCAGAGACUGCCAAGGAAUUGGCUUCGUCCUUUUCCACGCCCUGAGGAAAGGGGUUUUCCCAGGGAGGGGCAUUUGGGCUUUUGGUCGCUCCUACUCGCAGCUUUCAGAUACCAGACCAUGGAGACCCGGAGACUAUCGGGCCCAGAGCAGGAGCUGAUCCGAGAGAGCUGGCAGAAAGUGAACAGCAAUCCCCUCCAGCACGGGAUGAUCUUGUUUACCAGGUUGUUUGACUUGGAGCCGGAUCUUCUGCCCCUCUUUCAGUAUAACUGCCGGCAAUUCUCCAGCCCCCAGGACUGUCUCUCUUCUCCUGAGUUCCUGGACCACAUCCGGAAAGUAAUGUUGGUGAUUGAUGCUGCGGUGACCCAUGUGGAGAACUUGUCCUCUUUGGAGGAGUAUCUCAGUAAUCUGGGCAAGAAGCACAAAGCAGUUGGUGUGAAGCUCAGCUCCUUCUCGACGGUGGGCGAGUCCUUACUCUACAUGCUGGAGCAGUGCUUAGGUCCCUCCUUCAAUGUAGCCAUGAGGGAGGCAUGGACGCAACUCUAUGGGGCUGUGGUAGGGGCCAUGAGUCGUGGCUGGGAUGGAGAGUAGGAGUCCUCCCACUCCAAGCCCACUCUCUACAUCAUGAAUCCAUCUCCCCUUCCUGCUGGUCAACAUGCUCACUCUCUCUCUAAUGUUGCUUAGGUUCCCCAGUCUCCCCACCUCCUCUCUCUCUCUCUCUCUCUCUCUCUCUCUCUCUCUCUCUCUCUCAGGUUUGAGUAUCUCCUGUUCCUUCAUGCUUCCCUGAGAGCCUAAGAAAGUGUACAACCCCAUUUCCAGCCUAUCCUCCUUUCCCUACUUCUGCCAACAGAGAAUGGAAGGGACUUUCCCCAUGGAUAUGGCCUCUCCUGUUGCACCCUCCACCCCUUCAGUAAAGGUUAUUAGAAAAGGAUAGAGGAUGCCCAAGAGGCCGGGCUUUAGGAGCUCCUAGCUAAGGCAGACCCAGUGCUCCUUCUUUCCAUCCAUCCCUGUCUAUGUUACUUUUCCCUGUGGUUGUCCAUCUUCCCGAGAAUGCCAGGCCUCAACCCAAUUGUGAAGUUGGCAAACCAUAUCUCUGGCUCUUUCCCUUUUCCCUUUCUGUGUCCCAUCCCUUCCAAACACAUACUUUCUAUAUGCCAAACCAAUUGUCUCCUAUCCUUACAACCAACUGCUUAAACAGUAGCUCUUUCCUAUUCUCUUGUCUUGGAGGAGAUUGUGAUCUGAUAUACCAGCUCACAUUGAAGUAUUAGUUUUCCUCCCAGAGGCAGAAGGAGGGCAAUGUUCACUCAAAGGAACGACUUUACAGUAGUGGAAUUUUAGGCAGGGUGGUGGUUUUUCAAGAGAGAUGGCUUUCCCAGUUCCCUCCAGGCUCCCCUUUCCUCUUUUCUUCUCUCCCUCUCUCUGACUCCCUGACCCUUCUUUCCUCUCUCCCCCUCUCCCUCUCUCCCUCUCUUCCACUUUUCCCCUCUUCUCAAACCUAUAGGCCUGACUUUCAGAGCUAUGGCCCCACCCUAAAGCAAUGGAUGUGAGAUAGGCCAGUUUCUGGUGCCCUCUUGCACGUAUUUUUGUCUUUGCUCCCAGCUACUAUGUCUUUUCCCCUCAAUCCUUGCUCAUUCAUGCAAACAGCAAUUAGAGAAGCUAUUGGUUCCAGAUAUUUUUCCCUCCCUACCCUAAGUGUGCCUUGUAACUUGAUGACUGUUUCCAUCUUUUCGUGCUCAUCCACUUAUUCUACUGAUGAAGUAGCUCUUCAGUCUCUGCUCUGUGUUGUGGUUAUGUAAACCUCUUAAGAAAUAAAUCAGUUCUCUGUGCA